AUGACUUUUGGAGCAAGAUAUUUUUGUGAACCCACUCCUGAAGAUGUUCAGAGGUUACUAGCUGAGAAUGCCGAUCGAGGUUUGCCUGGAAUGCUUGGUAGUGUUGAUUGUAUGCAAUGGCCAUGGAAGAAUUGUCCCUUGCUUGGCAAGGAACUUAUCGGGGGUAAAGAUAAAGAGAGUAGUUUGGUAUUAGAGGCAGUGGUAUCAUAUGAUUUGUGGUUUUGGCAUUCCUUUUUUGGAAUUCCGGGAUCAAACAACGAUUUGAAUGUGUUGGCAUACUCACCCCUUUUUGAUAACAUGCUAAAGGGUGUAGCACCUCCAUGCAAUUAUGUCAUCAACGAUCACCAAUACAAUAUGGGUUACUUCUUAGCCGAUGGUAUCUAUCCAAAGUUGACUACAAUUGUACAAGCUUUUUCUCAGACAUUGGACAUUCCAUACUUUGUUAGGUUCAACAAGUAUCAAAUAGCUAAAAGAAAGGAUGUCGAGCGUGCUUUUGGAGUGCUUCAGGGUAAAUUCAGAAUUGCCGGAUCUCCUUGUAAGUAUUGGCACCAAUCUGACUUGAAUCUAAUUAUGAAAUGUUGUCUUAUUUUACACAACAUCAUUAUCGAGCAUGAGCGUCGGGAUAGGGAUUGGGGCAGGGUUGUUCUUGUUCCACUUUCGGAACCUACUGUUAACGGUCAUGUAUUUAUGUCAUCUCUGAAAAACCUAGAACAACAUCUACAACUAAGAAAUGAUCUUGUCAACCACAUUGCUGCGAGUCCUAGUAGAGGAGGCGCGACAGGGGACUUGUCUAGUUUGGAGGGUUCAGAUAUGGAAUUCGUGGCACUUCCAUCGCCAGAAGGAGAUUAUGGUGAUACAGACUUAUAA
Papaver somniferum (opium poppy) is the source of this 867-nucleotide messenger RNA. RefSeq lists its product as uncharacterized. Bases 1 to 867 code for a protein of 288 amino acids. The record is from RefSeq and is a predicted model, not a curated record. NCBI's taxonomy places the organism in Eukaryota, Viridiplantae, Streptophyta, Magnoliopsida, Ranunculales, Papaveraceae. The transcript has a single exon.